This is a messenger RNA of Labrus bergylta (ballan wrasse), 1792 nucleotides long. It is a transcript of the gene itgb1bp1, whose product is annotated as integrin beta 1 binding protein 1. Gene Ontology annotation, biological process: negative regulation of substrate adhesion-dependent cell spreading; negative regulation of focal adhesion assembly. The record is from RefSeq and is a predicted model, not a curated record. Gene Ontology annotation, cellular component: ruffle; cytoskeleton; lamellipodium. NCBI's taxonomy places the organism in Eukaryota, Metazoa, Chordata, Actinopteri, Labriformes, Labridae. Gene Ontology annotation, molecular function: integrin binding.
ACUCAGAGGGAAGCAAAAGAGUCACACUGGAGGUAAACAGAAAGCUUCUUUGAGGACAACUCACAGCGAGACGGUCACUGGACUGAAAGGGUGCUGAGGCUGGCGGGCUGGAUGCAGUCGUCAUGGUGAAGGAUGUUCCGGAAAGUGAAAAAGCGCCACAGCAGUAGCAGCUCGCAAAGCAGUGAGAUCAGCACCAAAAGCAAAUCGGUGGAUUCCAGUUUGGGGGGGCUCUCCAGAUCCAGCACCGUUGCCAGCCUUGACACUGACUCCACCAAGAGCUCAGGCAACAGCACCUCUGAGACAUGCGCUGAGUUCCGGGUCAAAUAUGUCGGAGCCAUUGAGAAGUUAAAGUUUGACAUGAGCCGAUCCCUGCAGGAGCCUCUGGACCUCAUCAACUACAUCGAUGCAGCUCAGCAAGACGGAAAGCUGCCCUUCGUGCCCAGAGACGAGGAGAUGAUUCUGGGAGUGUCCAAGUACGGAGUGAAAGUGGCCUCUCUGGACCAGUGUGACGUGCUGCAUCGCCACCCUCUCUACCUGAUCGUGCGCAUGCUGUGCUACGAUGACGGCCUGGGUGCAGGGAAGAACCUCCUCGCUUUGAAAACCACCGACGCAGAGCAGGAGGAGUGCAGCAUCUGGGUGUACCAGUGCAGCAGCUCAGAGCACGCUCAGUCCAUCUGCAAGGUGCUGUCGGCUUCUUUUGACUGUGUUCUGACAUCAGAAAAGUCCUGAGGCCAGCGGCGUGGACCCGAGCUGAGUUUCUUUUAAAAGAGGGACAAAAACAACCGCCAGGCAACAACAUUUCACCCCUCAACAGUGAUAACAAAAUGUGCGAUCAUUUCCUUUUUUCCUAGCUUUGUUUUCCGUUUGGAGAGAUUAGCUGCAGGAGAAGUCAUGAAUGUUUUCCACAUUACUUAACAGGAAAAAAAAAUCAUGAUUUGAACCGUAACAAUAUCAAUGUCCCUUGGUCAUCGUUCUCCAGAAACACUGUGAAUCUGUCUGAAUCAUUUCCACGGACUGACUUUGGUUUGUUUUUUUCACUUCUCACUUAAGUCAAGAGCAAAAAAAAAAGAAGUGUUGGAAAAAAGGGAAAUUGUUACAUUAAGGAGAUACGCAUUGAUAUACAUUACAUCUACUUUAAUUGCUUUUAAUGUAAAUGAUGGUACUGAAUAUCACCCAUGUCCACACAGCUGAGUCAGCAUUGACAUUCAUCAGCAGAAAUCAACAAGGUACAGACACGGUCAUGGAAAGCUCCAGAGAUUUUAGUUUUUACAUCCUUGUGUGUUUUGUUGUGUUUCAGGUCAAACAGUAUUGGUACAGUAACAGUCACUUUAAACUUGUAUUCAAAGGUACAUGCUCAUUCUUUGGCCCUCAUUCUGUAUUUUAUCACCUGAUUGAGCAGUCUUACUUUGACUUCAUUUGUGGCAUUUACUCACUUUUAAUAACUGUUUUUUUUCCUUUUAUUGUAUUUUUUUUAAUGUCGUUAUACUGAAAGUUUCUUGGUACCAAACCCUUGAAGUGUUUUCUCAUAGGUUUCGUGUUGUAGUGUGUUAUAAAUGCACUAAUUCCAUAAGAUUCGCUGAGAGUGAAACAAGGUGAAUCACAAUAUGCUGUCAAGAGAUUUAUGAAGAAAAUACUGUUUACAGUCUCGGUACUGACUUGAGUUCAUCAUGUAUAUAUGAUGUGAUGUGAAAAUGUGUGACAACAGGGAAAAGAAAGAGUGUGAUCUGGUACGUUGAAGGAGUGAAAAGCUUUUUGGUUUUACAUAAUUUUACUGAUUAAAGUGUCAACUUCC